AUGAUGCGUCGCCUAGGGACAGAAGACAAACUGAUUACCUUCACUUUGCUGAUUGCCUGCAGUCAGUCAUCUUUAGGUCUUCGAUCACCCCCAAGCAUGGACCCCCUAGUAGUCAUCCAGAAUCCAAACUGUCGGUGCCACCUAUUCUCGAGUGUAAAGCGACUUCAUGGUGUCUUUAAAUCUCCCAAUUUCCCCUCCCCUUAUCCUCCUCAAACAGAUUGCAUUAUCUACCUAUUUCAAGGACUUCCAUUCCAAAUUGUACAGCUCACCUUCCUAACUCUUGACCUAAGUCCACCUCGAAUAGACAUAUGUUUUGACUAUGUCGCAGUGCUGCACAACGAUCGGACCCGAUUAGUGGAUAGAGAAGUUGCCGAUUCAGACCCACCACCAGUUCUUUGCGGAACACUGACAAUGCAAAAGAAGAGGACCUUCUUUUCGGAAAGUAACUCGUUAGCUCUUGUUUUCCACUCCACCACUCGUGCUCCCUUUGAGCAGUCGACACACAUGUCGGGAUUUCAGGGAAAUUUUCUAUUUUUAAAUUCAAGCAACUUUCGGGUGGAUGGAGAUCGGCUGCCCGAUUCGGAGUGUUCUUACCUCAUUCAGAAUACACCGGCGCGACGCCUGAUCGCGGGUGGUCGAAUUGUGUCCCCACGGUACCCCAAUAACUACCCACCCAACAUCCGCUGCUCCUACACCUUCAUGGGGAGAGGCGAUGAACGCGUUGUCAUGUCUGUUCAAUCUUUACUGCUGAGCCAUCGAGAUUUAUCAAAUCCCUCUAAUUCAACUACACAAAGCUGCAUCUAUGAGACAUCCCUGUUAUCCAGUUUCGAUAGAGUUCUGGUCCACAGUUUACCGUCUGAUCGAUGGAGGGAGGCAAACCUCUUAAUAAGGAUCUGUGGGACACUCAAUUCUUUCCAAAUCAUCUCUGAGGGUCCAAACCUCCAGCUUACCUUCAUUUCUCUUCCAUUUCGCCCUAAAGAUGGUGGAUUCUUGAUCGAAUACGUGUUUGUGAAGAGGUCUAAAGUAUCACCACGGGUUUGGAAAGCUACCACUGCAGUCCCUUUUGAAAAAAGAGCAAUGCAAGAGACUGUACGAGAGUUUUUCGACUAUUUAAAAAAAUUGCAGAAAGUCAGUCUGCCUAAGGAUGCGGCUGACGAAGUGGUCUUACGAACUCCGAGUAACACCAACAUUCUAAACAGCGAUUCUGCAAGUCUACAGCAGGGUUGCAAUGCUCCAGAAGUCUUGGAGAUGAUAAUUGAUUCCCAUCGGACUGAAGAGGGCGUUCUCACCUCGCCUCGGUUUCCCGAACUCUAUCCCAAAUGUGUCAAUGGAACAUACUACUUCCGGGGUAGAUCAGGACAAAGAGUAUUCCUAAAAUUCGUUCUUCUUGAACUUGGAGAUUAUGAACGAUGCGAUGAGACCACAGGGCAAAGUGGAGAUAGACUGUACUUCUACGAUGGACCAUCUAUCGAACUGCCAGUUCAGUUGAGCGUCUGCGGAAGUAGACAAUCUGUCUUUCGCCCUGAGACUGAACAGCAACAAGCGUCGACCCGGAGCCUCGCAAUCGCUUCUUCAGGCAGCCACUUCACUAUGCUCUUCAUCUCUGAUGAAUUUGUGGGGAAAUUUGAGUUUGGUUUUCGACUAGAGUACCGAUUUCAGCAUCUCAUAACAUGGGAAAUGGCUGCAAAUCAAAAGCUGAUGGCGAAUAACUCCCUCAAGUCAAAGAAGGAACGAGUAGUGUACUUCAAUUACCAUCUACAAACCCUUUCAACUAGUCCGACGUCUAAGAUUUCUACUGCAGCACUCAAUUUGUACAUAAUUUUUGAGGAGCUGCCAGAAUUCGACAAGUCGAUAAAUUUCUUAAAGGUUAGUGGUGUCAUAGGAAAUCGCAACAGUGUAGGAGGGAUUUGGAUUGGCAGACUGAUACCGACGGGACGCCGAGAUACCAAGGUGGUGACCUGA
This is a messenger RNA of Echinococcus granulosus, 1962 nucleotides long. Its product is annotated as Suppressor of lurcher protein. The record is from RefSeq and is a predicted model, not a curated record. The transcript has 8 exons. Bases 1 to 1962 code for a protein of 653 amino acids. NCBI's taxonomy places the organism in Eukaryota, Metazoa, Platyhelminthes, Cestoda, Cyclophyllidea, Taeniidae.